AUGACUCUACAAUAUCUGAUCUCAGAUCUAGACGUCCGCGACAUGGGUCACGUGUGCGCGGUGCUCGAGUGCAGUGAUCGAGCGUCUACCACUGCUGUUUCUGACUGCAGCGCCACUGGAAAUACGAUGCCAGGGGUCAAGAGACGUUCACCUCUUAAGUUACCUGAGAAACCCUACAUUGCGCUCGGCUUGGAGGGCUCCGCUAACAAGCUCGGAGCAGGCAUCAUUUGCCAUGGAACGGAUGGAUCGACUACAGUACUGUCUAAUGUCAGGCACACUUAUAUUACGCCUCCUGGAGAAGGCUUUCUUCCAAGAGACACGGCACAACAUCACCGUGAGUGGGCCCUAUCGGUGAUCAAUGAUGCGGUGAAGAAGGCCGAGGUGUCGUUGCACAACAUCGACUGUAUCUGCUACACUAAAGGUCCGGGAAUGGGUGCACCAUUGGUGUCUGUUGCCCUCGUUGCACGGACAUUGUCUCUCCUCUACAACAAGCCUUUAGUCGGUGUGAACCACUGUGUUGGACAUAUAGAAAUGGGCCGUCAAAUUACUGGGGCGCAGAACCCAGUAGUGCUCUAUGUGUCGGGCGGUAACACACAGGUUAUUGCGUACUCACAACAAUGCUAUCGGAUAUUUGGCGAAACACUCGACAUCGCCGUAGGAAACUGUCUAGAUCGAUUCGCAAGAGUCAUCAACCUCAGCAAUGAUCCGGCCCCGGGCUACAAUAUCGAGCAGGAAGCAAAGAAGGGAAGGCGAUUGCUGCCGCUACCCUACGCGACAAAAGGCAUGGAUGUUAGUUUGUCGGGUAUCCUUACCUCGACAGAAGCCUAUACGAUGGACAAACGAUAUCGAGCCAAUGGGCCUUUGAAUAAUCAAGAUGACAAUAUCAUAACACCACAAGACUUGUGUUUAUCGCUACAGGAGACCGUCUUCGCAAUGCUUGUAGAAAUCACAGAGCGAGCCAUGGCGCAUAUUGGUAGCAAAGAGGUUCUGAUUGUAGGCGGUGUUGGCUGCAACGAACGCUUACAAGAAAUGAUGGGAGUCAUGGCCCAGGAGCGUGGCGGUCAGGUCUUCGCUACUGACGAGAGAUUCUGCAUUGAUAACGGUAUCAUGAUUGCUCAAGCUGGUCUUCUUAGUUAUCGGAUGGGUCUUCAGACACCGCUUUCAAAAAGCACUUGCACUCAGAGAUUCCGCACAGAUGAAGUCCAUGUGGCAUGGAGAGUCUAG
Fibroporia radiculosa is the source of this 1224-nucleotide messenger RNA. RefSeq lists its product as uncharacterized. The record is from RefSeq and is a predicted model, not a curated record. The transcript has 8 exons. The coding region runs from base 1 to 1224 and encodes 407 amino acids. NCBI's taxonomy places the organism in Eukaryota, Fungi, Basidiomycota, Agaricomycetes, Polyporales, Fibroporiaceae. Gene Ontology annotation, cellular component: cytoplasm; EKC/KEOPS complex. Gene Ontology annotation, biological process: tRNA threonylcarbamoyladenosine modification.